AGCCUGUAGCGAAGCACUGGUGUAUGAGAGGAAAAUGUAUCGUCUCGGCCAACAAUCUAUCUCCAAGAUCGCCUUCGAUUUCUUUUUAUCUACUGUGCCACGGGAGCGUUUUCACUUUACUAGACAAUACAAUAAAAGCUGGUCGUGUAUUGGCUGAUUUUUGAUCAAAUACUUUACAUUAAAUUGCACAAAAAUGCCAAGGAACAAGAAGAAGAACAGCAAGGGGGGCCAGCAUGGAGCUGUGCAGCCUUUCAGCGAUGAGGACGCCUCCAUCGAGACCCUCAGUCAUUGCAGCAGCAUAAGUGAUGUCACAAGUGUAGCAGAUGAAGGUGGAGAGGCGAGUGAGGACACCGCCCUGGAGGAUUUCCAGUAUAAGCUGAAGGGGUUCAUAGACAGCACUGUGGAUAAGAGUGCUAAGACCAGACAAGGGGCUCUGGAUGGUCUGAAGACGGCAAUGGCCACUCGGAUCCUGUACGAGUUUAUCUCUGAACGAAGGAUGACCAUCACAGAUAGCAUUGAGCGCUGCCUAAAGAAAGGUAAAGGAGAGGAGCAGAGGGCGGCAGCUUCUUUGGCGUGCUUGCUGUGUAUUCAGUUGGGCUCUGGAAUUGAGAGCGAGGAGGUGUUUAAGACCCUGAAGCCCAUCUUCAAAAACAUCCUGGCAGAUGGAUCAGCCAACAUGCAGGCGAGACAAGCUGUGGCAACCAGCCUGGGGCUCUGUACACUUGUUGCAGAGGAUGACAUUUUGGAUGUGCAGGCGACGAUGGAGUGCUUCGAAAACCUGUUCACCCGCGCCUACUUGAAAGGAGACGGAACCUGUCCCUCGAUCAGUCCGCAAACCAGCCAGCUCUACGUCAACGCCCUGCUGUCCUGGGCCCUGCUGCUCACCAUCUGCUCAGCCAACCAGCUCAAGGACGUCUUGAAAAAACAUCUUCCUAGACUGCCGCAGCUGCUGCAGAGCGACGACGUCAACAUGAGGAUCGCUGCAGGGGAGACUAUUGCUUUGCUCUUUGAGCUGGCCAGGGACAUCGAUUCUGAAUUUGAGUUCGUCGAGUGGGACGAGCUGUGUGAUAAGCUCAAUGCGUUAGCUACCGAUUGCAACAAGCACAGAGCCAAGACUGACAAGAGGAAGCAGAGGUCCGUGUUCAGGGAUGUGCUUAAAGCUGUCGAGGAGGGGGACUUCCAGUCUGAGACGAUUCGGUUCGGAACCGAGCGCAUGACCAUCGACAGCUGGGUCAGGAAGAGGACCUAUGACACUUUCAGAGAGUUUGUGGGCUCUGGGAUGAACUACCACCUGCAGGCCAAUGAGUUCAUCAGAGAUGUGUUUGAACUGGGACCACCCAUUCUGGUUGAUUCAGCCACAAUGAAGGCCAUGAAGAUUUCUCGCUUUGAAAGGCAUCUCCACAACUCUGCUGCAUUCAAAGCUCGGACCAAGGCCAGAAAUAAGUUCAGAGACAAGAGGGUGGAUGUGGGAGAAUUUUAAUUGUAUUUUUUGUUUUCCUUCCCUCUUUGUUGAAUUUGUCAGCUUCAUUAGGCCACUUUUAGAGGAUUUGUAAUGAUUUAUGUGACUGUCCAUUCUGAGCUUCGUAUCAGAUUCCCUCCUACACGUUGCAGCGUUGUGUAAUGCUAGCUAAUUUGCUUUAAUGCUUUAAUUAAACCUCUUGUCCAUCACAGACUUAACAGAAUAUUUAAAUAUAGGUUUUUCGACAGACUAGUUGUUGUACAGAUGUGUAUUUUUCAUAUUGCUAUGUAUUCUUUUUUUUUUCUUAACAUUGUAGUAAUUUAUGGAACGCCUGACCUUUAUUAUUAAAACCUUAUUUACAUGGUGCAACAUAUUCAAUCCCCAAAAUAUGUAUUACUUUGCACAAAUACAUUAGCUUUGUUUAUGUUGAAUCUAGGUGAGUACUGUGGUUGUGGUUAUUUGUUAAAGAUUGGUGAAAUAAACAGAUAAGCAACUUGG
Messenger RNA from Cyprinodon tularosa, 1957 nucleotides. It is a transcript of the gene ifrd1, whose product is annotated as interferon-related developmental regulator 1. Gene Ontology annotation, cellular component: nucleus. The transcript is spliced from 12 exons. Bases 194 to 1480 code for a protein of 428 amino acids. The record is from RefSeq and is a predicted model, not a curated record. Lineage: Eukaryota; Metazoa; Chordata; Actinopteri; Cyprinodontiformes; Cyprinodontidae.